Messenger RNA from Didymella exigua CBS 183.55, 816 nucleotides. RefSeq lists its product as uncharacterized. The transcript has a single exon. Lineage: Eukaryota; Fungi; Ascomycota; Dothideomycetes; Pleosporales; Didymellaceae. The coding region runs from base 139 to 732 and encodes 197 amino acids. The record is from RefSeq and is a predicted model, not a curated record.
CUUCUUCCCACGCUUCGAGCUGGUGGACGUAGACUGUGGACACUGGGUCAUUAGCGAGAGGCCUGAGGAGUUCAUCAAGGCUGUCAUCGAGUUCUUGAUGGAAGACCAGUGAUUGCAACGUCACAGUGAAAUGUUUUGAUGCAUUUGGCGGCAUGUUUGGACCUCAGGAGGCGUACAUGUAGACAUCUAGAGCAGGGUGCUCCGUUCAUACCCAUAGAUCUCCUACGUCGUUCAAAAAGAGAAGAUAGAGGAGGCAUAAUCGAUGGUAAGCUCGGCUUCCUUAUCCCACGAUUGUCGAGUGUACUUGGUGCGGAACUGAGUGCAGGCCGUGGCAGACCCAGAACAGAGCUUGCGAUCAUAACAUCAUCCAGGCACAACGACCCUAAUGGUCUUACCUUUCCACAGCGCCAGUCCUUCGGUAGGACACAACUGCUCGCAUCCAUCAAACUGCUCGCAUCCAUCAAACUGCUCGCAUCCAUCAAACUGCUCGCAUCCAUCAAACCGCUCAAAGCGUACGACCCAUCUGCCGAGCCCUCCACGUCCUUUUACUCUGCAUCCCAGCAAGUAGACCGAAGAUGUUACAGAUGUACCGCAAUACCCCCUGCUGGCACUUUCAGCAUUGCCUUGCUCUUGACGCACGAACAGAUCCUCGGAAUCAACUUCGAGCCUGCACCAUAUACCACCUGCAAUCCGCCGCAGUCGAGACACGCAUGUGGUCAUCAAUUGAGGUGAAGGAGUGUGCCUGCAGACCAGGUGUGCUUGGAAAAAGGACGAGGGCAUCUGCUCAGCUCUUCGCAGCCUGCUGUCCUGUCCUGA